Molecule: messenger RNA, 1419 nt
Organism: Plasmodium relictum
Lineage: Eukaryota; Apicomplexa; Aconoidasida; Haemosporida; Plasmodiidae
Product: conserved Plasmodium protein, unknown function
Exons: 1
Coding region: 1-1419 (472 amino acids)
Source: RefSeq, a predicted model, not a curated record
AUGAAACGAUACAAUGAAAAAUCAAUUAAUGAAAAGAUCCAAAGAGAGCAAAAAAAUGAAUAUGCUCGUGAAAGAAUACAAAAUGAGUUAAAGCUAGAUAAUUACAGUAAAUUGCAAGGAAUAUCUAUUGAUAAAGCUGAAGCAGCUAAACAAAAAAAUAUAGAAGAUUCACUUAAGAGAGAUUGUGAAAUAACAGAUGAAUUUGAUAAUACAAAAAUAAAAGAAGAAAAAAUUAGACAAUGCCAAUUAUUAAGUGAAAAGCAAAAAGAAGAAAAAGAAAUUGCUGAUGAGAAGCUUAGAGAGAAAGCUUUGCAACAUACAAUACAAAAUGAUGAAAGUUAUAAAAAAUUAAAAGAAAAGUUGGAAGAAAUAGCAACAUUAAAAGAAAGAGAAAACCAAGUUAAAGAAGCAAAAUUAUUAAAAACAAAAGAGGAACAAGAAGAAGAAAAAAGAAUUGAAAAACAAAUGGAAAGCAUUUUAAUAAAAGAAGGGAAAGAAGAAGAAAAAAAAAAAAAAUUAAAUUUUGAAAAAAUUAUGGAAACGAAAAAAGAAUUGCAAGAACAAAUUAAAGAAAAUUUGAAAAAAAAAAAGGAGAAAUAUACUGCCAAUUUAGAAGAAAGGAGUAAAAUGGAAAAUUUAAUGCAAGAUUACAGGGAAGAAGAAAAAAAAAAAAAAGAAGAAGGAAUAAAUAAACAAAAAAAAUUAUUAAAAGAAUUUAAAGAACAAAUAGAAUUAAAAAAUCAAAGAAAGGAAUUAAAUAAAAAGAAAGAAUUAGAGGAAGAAAUAAAGAAUCAAGAAUACAUCAAGGAAAAAGAAGAAAAAAUGAAAAAUUUUCUUAAAAAAAAAGUAGAAAAAAAUUUAGAAAAACAAAAAGUAGUUAAUGAACUAGCGUAUAAAGAAUAUCUUGUAAAUAAAGAAAAAGAAGUAUUAGACGAAUUACUUAAUAAAUUAUAUAUUGAAGAGCAUGAUUUCAAAGAAAGGCAAAGAGAGAUCAAGGAAAAUGAAAAAAAAUUACAACUUAAAAAUGAAAUGUUGAAACAACUGGAAAAAGAUAUAAGCUUAAAGGAAGAAAGAAGAAGAAAGGAAAAAGAAGAAGAUGAAAAAAGAAAACUAGAAUUAUUAGAAGAAAAAAAAAAAUUAGACAAACUUGAUCAGUACACAGAUAAAAAAAGGAAAGAAAAACUAUUACAAUAUAAAAAAGAAAUAUAUGAAUCUUUUCAAGAAAAAAAAAACGCAGUAAAAAAUGAAAGAAUACAAGAAGAAAUAGAAAAAAACAAACUUUUGGAAGAACAAAAAAAAUAUGAGGAAUUAAUAAAUAAAGAAAAAAUGAAACUUAUAGAUAAGUAUAAAAAUGAUAUUUUAAAAAAUUUACCUGAAGAUAUAUAUGAGAAACUAAAAAAGGAAAAUAUUAUUACGUAG